Molecule: messenger RNA, 1304 nt
Organism: Brassica rapa (field mustard)
Lineage: Eukaryota; Viridiplantae; Streptophyta; Magnoliopsida; Brassicales; Brassicaceae
Product: cyclin-dependent kinase inhibitor 4
Biological process (GO): negative regulation of cyclin-dependent protein serine/threonine kinase activity
Cellular component (GO): nucleus
Molecular function (GO): cyclin-dependent protein serine/threonine kinase inhibitor activity
Source: RefSeq, a predicted model, not a curated record
AUAAAUAAAAAGAGAGACAGACCCCACACGGCACCAUCUCCAGCCCUAACUCCAAUCAGACCUUUUCUCCUCUCUCUCUCUGAGUAUUCCAUGAAACGCGUCGGAAAAUGGGAAAAUACAUAAAGAAGAACAAACUCGACGGAGAAGCUCUAUCCUUGAUGGACGUCUCUCCUUCUCCUUCUCCACUCGGCGUUCUCACCCGAGCCAAGUCCUUAGCUCUCCAACGCCGCCUCCAAAAACCCCCCUCUUCCCCUUCUCCCAACCCUCCGCCGUCGAAACAGAAGAUGACUGAUUGUUCCGGCGGCUCGUAUCUCCAGCUGCGGAGCCGCCGGCUCCAGAAGAAGCCUCCGAUUGUCGUGAUUCGCUCAAGUAAACGGAGAAAGCAACAGCAGCAGCGGAGGGAGGAAGAGGGUCGAAACCCUAACCCUAAUCCCCAAAAUUCGAUUCGUGGGUCCGGUGGUGAUGGGUCGUCGAGGUCGGAUUCGGUUGCGGAGAGUGUCGUGUUUGGUAAAGAGAAGGACUUUAACGGUGGAAUCAACAAGGAGCUCGAUGGCAGUGAAAGCUUCAACAGGACCACAAGUAGGGAAUCCACACCAUGCAGUUUGAUACAAAAGCCAGAAUCCAUCCCAAGUCCUGGAUCAUCUACGAAGCUUAGCAACAGUAUUAGUGACAACAGCAACAAAAGAGAAGAGAGCUUUUCAGGGAGCCAUCGUCACCUACCAACUACACCUGAAAUGGACGAGUUUUUCUCUGGUGCUGAAGAAGAACAACAAAAGCAAUUCAUUGAGAAGUACAACUUUGAUCCUGUGAACGAACAACCACUACCGGGACGGUUUGAAUGGAAGAAGGUAGAUGAUUAGAAAACAACGAAAAGGGGUGGGGGUGGUUAAUAGUUAAUAACAGACUAUUAUUAACAUUAUUCCUGCUAAUUAUCGGUUUGAUCUUUUAUUAUCCAUCAUCCGUUUUCUUUAACUUUCCCAACAUGUAAAGGAAACUUAGGACUAAAAACCCAUUGUAGCGUUGGUGUCUGUAAACAUAAGUGUCUGAAAAGGGUUUGUGUAACACAUAACUGAUACCAAUCCUUUUCAGUUCUAAACAGAUCACCUUACUAUUAGUAGUAUUACUAAACUAUAAGAGAAAAGUCUGUAAGGGUUUAGGGGUUUAGAGUUCUUUUGGUUAAUGGUUUAGUGGAAGUCUUGUUAUAACUGUGUCCUGUAACCAUAAUAAAAAUCUAUCUAUUUAUGUUUAUACAUGUACUGAUCUCAAAAACACUUUCAAUAAAGACUUAUCCUUCUCUGGCUUCA